Acomys russatus (golden spiny mouse) is the source of this 490-nucleotide messenger RNA. Its product is annotated as cytochrome c oxidase subunit 8A, mitochondrial. The record is from RefSeq and is a predicted model, not a curated record. Lineage: Eukaryota; Metazoa; Chordata; Mammalia; Rodentia; Muridae. Gene Ontology annotation, cellular component: mitochondrion. Gene Ontology annotation, biological process: mitochondrial electron transport, cytochrome c to oxygen. The coding region runs from base 74 to 280 and encodes 68 amino acids. The transcript is spliced from 2 exons.
GGCUCGUGCGGCCAUCUUGACUUCCUGACCUUGGGCUCCUGCUGGUGCUUGUCUUUGGUCGUUCCACGCCGUCAUGUCUGUCCUGACGCCGCUACUACUGAGGGGCCUGACCGGCUCGGCCCGACUCCUGAUGCCGCGCGCUCAGGUUCACUCGAAGCCGCCGCGGGAGCAGCUCUCGGUCGUGGAACUCACCAUUGGGCUCACUUCCUGCUUCGUGUGUUGCCUUCUGCCUGCGGGCUGGGUCCUGUCACACCUGGAGAACUACAAGAAACGGGAAUGACGGGAGCUGCUCUCCCCUCGUCCUGUGACUAGACCACUCUUGCCAGCCCACCUUGAUCAUGUGUCCUGCAUUCCUGGCUGGCCUUCCCUGGGAUCAUGGUAUUCAAUUCCAGUCACCUCUUCUGCAAUCAUGAUCUUUCGAUGUCUCCAUGGUGACAACUGGGACCACAUACCCAUCCCCCUUGUAACAAUAAAGUCUAUUUAAACCUUG